CCAACAAAACUGCACUUUAAUUUAAAAACAAAUUAUAUUAUAUAUAAUAGCUUUUGAGAUUUAAAACACAAUUUUACUACAAGAUUAAAAAUUUUAAUGAUGAACAUAUUUGUUAAUAAUAUCACAUCGACGUUCAUGUCAAUAACGUAAUUGGGGGCGUAACACAGAAAAGGAAACAGCCGUAGUCUCAAUCUGACUUCUGAGUCAGCCUGUCGUUUGUGGUGUGAAGUGCUGGGUACGUUUGGUGCAGUGUUUUAUGAGUUAUUUGGUUUGUGGGCUAUUAUUCAGGUCCCCCGGUGCGCCCAGGGAGCACCCACCACGGUCGACUGAGUAACGAAACGACAGGAAGAUGACGGACACAAGUCAGUUGGAGAAUGCACCUCCAACAGAACCACAGACAAAUGGACUUGUGGACGGGCUGGACGAAGAUGAGAAGAAUAAAAUGAGGCCGGCAGAUAUAGAUGCUGACAUGAGGGAGAUGGAGCGACGGAAGAGAGUGGAGAUGAUCAUGAACAGCAGGUUGUUUCGCGAGGAGCUGGAGAGAAUAAUAGAGACUCAGUUGAAAGACGGCAGCGGUCCUAGCGGCCUCCUGCAGCAGAUCUCGGAUAUGAUGGGCGUUCAGGGCGGCCGCCUGCAUGCUGGCUCGGUUUUCAAAGGUGCCAACUGUGUAGUUCCUAUCAACGAUAUCCGUGGCGUGGAGAGUAUGGGCUAUGCCAAAGGGGAGAAGAUCCUCAGGUGCAAGUUGGCAGCUGUGUAUAGGCUGAUGGACCUUUAUGGUUGGACGCAAGGUGUCUACAACCUCAUCACAGCGAGGUUAAACCAGGACCAGGAGCACUUCCUGAUAAACCCGUUCGGGAUGCUGUUCCACGAGAUCACGGCCUCCAGCCUGGUGAAGAUAGACAUGCAGGGUGCCGUGGUGGAGCAGGGGACCACCAACUUUGGGGUCAACGUGGCCGGCUUCGCGCUGCACUCGGCGAUCCACGCCGCCCGGCCGGACCUCAAGUGCAUCGUCCACGUGCACACCCCGUCUGUCCUCGCCGUGUCGUCGCUGAAGUGCGGGUUGCUCCCGCUGUGCCAGGAGGCCAUAGUGAUCGGAGAAGCGAGCCACCACCCCUACCUGGGAGGCCUGUUUGAGCCCGAGGAGAGGGAGAAGAUCACUCGCAACCUGGGGCCCAUCAACAAGGUAAUGUUCCUGGCCAAUCAGGGGGCUGUUUGCUGUGGUGAAACAGUUGAAGAGGCAUUUUAUAACGUCUACAACACUGUUCUUGCUUGCGAAACUCAGAUCAAGCUGAUGCCAAUGGGGGUUGAGAACCUGGUGCUGGUGUCGGACGAGACUCGCAAGCAAGUUUACGAGGCCGCCCACCGGGCGCCCGUGGUCGCCCCCAAGCUGCCGGAGGGCUCGGACCUGCCGCCAUCGGGCUUGAAGAAGGAGAAGCAGUUCCGUGUCGGCAGCGUCGAGUUUGAGGCCCUCAUGAGGAUGCUAGACAAUGCGGGUUUCCGCACGGGCUACAUCUACAGGCAACCCCUGGUGAAGGGUGAUCCCCCCAGGCCUCGGAAUGAUGUGGAGGUACCGCCUGCCGUGUCCUCGUUGGGCUACCUGCUGGAGGAAGAGGAGAUGUACAGGACCGGGAACUGGAAGAAGUAUGUGGAUGGUCGCAAGACCCACGACCGCACAAGAUGGCUAAACUCUCCGAAUGUGUACCAGAGAGUUGAGAUCCUCGAAACAGGCACUCCAGAUCCCAAAAAGAUCACAAAGUGGGUGGAUGCGAAUGCUGACGAGUGGGUUGCCGAGGGCUCUCCUACGCACAGUAGCACGCCUGUGAAGAUUGAGAGCGCACUGCAGUUUGUGCCCAAGAACACAGAUCCUCGUGAAUUCAAGAAGCUGCAGCAGCAGAUCAAAGACAAUCGUCGUGCUGACAAGAUAACGUCGGGCCCACAGUCUCACAUUCUGGAGGGAGUGUCGUGGGAAGAAGCAAAGAAAUUGCAGGAUGCCAACAUUUCAGCGACAGGCGACCAGGUUAUCCUGGUGGGGGCUGCCUCCAAGGGAAUAAUUCAGCGAGGUUUCCAGCACAAUGCCAUGGUGUACAAGACACCGUAUGCCAAGAACCCGUUUGACACCAUAACGGACGAGGAGCUGGAAGAGUACAAGAAGGUGGUGGAGCGUAAACAGAAGGGAGAAUCUUUUGAUGAGGACCAGUCUGAGUCUGAGGCAUUGUCGUCGUCACUGCAGAACAGCAGGCCUCUGGACGCCAUGAAGUCUCCGCUGAUGUCUCCCACAUCCGCCACGAGUGAAACAGAAGAGGAGAGCAAAGAUGAGCCUCGCGUGCUGCGGAUAGAGACGAAGCAGGCCCCGCGACCGAGCCAGGCCGAGGUGGUGCUCAGUGACGCUGAAUCUGACUUGCCUGAUCCCAACGUGGAGCGCUCUAUAUCUUUACGCAUACCAGCUAAAGUUGCUGAUGCUACAGGCGUCGAAGCACACAUGAGCCGCUCAUGGUCUCUGGGACGAGAUAAGAACAAACUGAAAGGCGAGAACACUGUGAACGGAGACGACCCGGAUGCCCCACACAGCACACUCUCGCAGAGCAGCAAAGAGGGAUCACCCACAAAGGACAUGUCAACCGAAGAGUCGCCUAAGAAGGACAAGAAAAAGAAGAAGGGCCUGAGAACACCAUCGUUCCUCAAGAAGAAGAAGGAGAAGAAGAAGAUCGUCGAGGCAUAGGCUUAAGCAGCCAAACAAGCCUGCUGCACACACUGCCAAGAAGCCAGCCAGCGUCGUGCGACAGUUGACGGUUGCGCGAGUGUGUCGCGUCUCGUGGUGGUUCUCGCUCCCCGUGACAGCACAAGACUGCCCCGCAGACCUCCAGCCAGCAUUGUUUCUCUUUCGUAUGCCGAGCACGCUUUUAAUAAAAGUUUUUAUUUUUGAAGAAUAUAUUGUAGCCGUGUACAGAAUGUGGGGGAUAACGUGUGCUACUCCUGGUAAACAUAGAGAGACUACCUGUUAAUAUUUACUGUUACGUGAAUGAAUUUCGAGUUGCUAAGUGCUUCAUAUCAAAUUUUCAGGUGGCAGAAUGAAUGCAAUUUUUAUGAAAUUUUUUCAGUGUUGAGUUGUCUAUUAUCUUGUGAUGGACAUUUAAGUCGAGAAGUUUGAAGAGAAUGUGGCUUGUGGUGCACAAACUUUAACUGUAUUUUGUAAGUGGCUUCAAGCCGCAUUUUUAAGUUUUGGAAGAACCUUAGUUGUUUGUGAGAUAUUUUAGAUUUUAUUGAAAGCCAUCAUGGUUAUAAGAGGUUCUAUAAUUUUUUUCUUAUGAUUUUUAAAAAACCUACUUUUUACAGUUUUUCCUCAGUUAGUGGUCACAGUGUUAACACGUAUACAUAAUAUUGAUCAUGCUUUGAGGAAAAAGCUUUCUUGAUGUCUUUUAGUACAAGAUAAAUGUUCAAUAUGCAUUUCAUAGUGUUUUUGUGUGGUAAUUGCAACUGUGAAAGUAAUUAUUCAUUAUGAAGUACAGUUUUAUGUUUAAGUUGAUUUUUUUUUUUAACUGGAACUUUGUUUUAACAGUAGUGCAUCUCUGGUUGUGUAAUUUAUUGUGGCAAUAUUUUAAUAUUAUUGUUGAUCAUGAUUUGUUUAGAAUAAUAGAUUUGAUUACUCAGUAUUGUUAUGGGUGACAGCUUUAUUCAUUCUGUUGUCUUAUAUGUUGAUGACUGUGACUAUUUUCAAGAGAAUAUAACUCUAGGAUAUUAAAAAAAAAUUCCUGGAAGUAACUCAGUUCUAUACUUUUCUACCAGAGCGAAAAAUAUACAUACUUGUACAGUUAAAAUAUUGGGACUUGCAUCACAAUUAUUACGAACGCUAUAGAGACAUUAAAAAUAUAUAUAUGCUUGUAAAUUUUGUAUUGAUACAAUAAUUCUACUUCACAAUUUGUUGUUGCAAAUGAAAAGUAGCUAAUGAUUUGAAUGUGUAAAGAAACCAUUAAAACAUGUCCAAAUCCUAUCCAUUCUUGUAUGAACAUUUGCAGCUGUGGUAUGAUAAACAAGAUUGAAAUAGGA
This is a messenger RNA of Bacillus rossius redtenbacheri, 4044 nucleotides long. It is a transcript of the gene hts, whose product is annotated as protein hu-li tai shao. The transcript has 22 exons. Gene Ontology annotation, cellular component: cytoskeleton; plasma membrane; postsynaptic density. The coding region runs from base 350 to 2719 and encodes 789 amino acids. Lineage: Eukaryota; Metazoa; Arthropoda; Insecta; Phasmatodea; Bacillidae. Gene Ontology annotation, molecular function: actin filament binding. The record is from RefSeq and is a predicted model, not a curated record.